AUGCUCACCAUCCCACUCGCCUGUGUCCUAAUUUUUAACCAGUCUUCUCUGCGGCCAACGAUUCUAGGCAACAUCACGUCUUUAUUCGAAAUUCUCUCGACCAACUCAACUAUGCAGAACGCCACGCUUCACUUUUGCGAAUCCAGUCUGUUCAACAGUACCAACUGUCCAGGUGCCUUUGAGCAGGGACCUCCUGGUGGCCGAAGCAGGUGCUAUACGACCAGCCAAGUCGAUGUCCCACAGAUUGCGCUUAACUACUCGCAAACGAACAACGGCGGUCAAGGCAUGUCGUGCACCGAUCCGGUGAACAAAUCGGCUGGUUCGAAGGUUCAACUUAUACACGGCCUGGUGUUGAUCACCUUGAUCACUUGUCUCAUGUCGGCGGCUUCUGCCUUGUCGGCCGUUGGUAGCUGCAAGAGCAGCCAGGACGAACUCAUGGCUCCUGCUGCCCCAUGUGAUGGACAAGAUUCAAACCUAGAACCUGCGCCCCACAAAUCUUGUACCAACAAGAUCAACUCGAACGAGCUCAACAUCAAUCCCAACCUUCCUUAUGGAUGUGGUGCUUGCUUAAAUGAAGCUCUCACAUGUUUUCCCCAGGGCACUGUUUACGUUAAAACCAACGAUCAUUUUUACGCAUCUGACAAGCUCAUUGUCAUUGGUUCGGGUGAAUGCGUCGACUGGGGACCUAACGAUGUACCCGCCGAGAUCACCCAGACGGCAAAUUGCAUUCAACUCCAAGCGUUGACUGAAGGAGCACAGUAUCAGUGCUUCCUGAAUAGUUGCACUUGCAAGGGCGCCAAUGCCAGGCUAGCGCUCUCCGGUCGUACCUUGAAGAAGAAGCGAAAUGCCACCUGCAAGUCUUUCCGACCUGAAGGUUACGGCCGUUCCACCUAUUCGAGAUUUACCAAAGUAUCGGACGAGGUCAGUUGCAGGCAGUCGGCUUCGCCAUGCACCAUUUCUAUCGCCGAAGGCAAACCUGCCACCUUCUCGAGCGAGUUUUCCCUCACAGGCGGAGGCACAGUGAAGGGAAUCGACGUUUUCGGAGCUACCUUUGGAGGUACCUUUGGAGGUGGACACACGGAAUCGUAUUCAAGUACCAUCUCUUACUCUACCUCGGUACCGGUAAGACAAUGCGGGUACCUCCAAAGCCACAGUGGUGCCACCAAGUUCGACGGCACUUAUACGGAAUGUGACGAUGGCGUGGACAAGGCGGGAACUACGCUCGUGGUGCGCGAAAAUGACCUACAGUACGGAUUGACUCUUGUGUCAUGUUGA
Molecule: messenger RNA, 1275 nt
Organism: Mycosarcoma maydis (corn smut)
Lineage: Eukaryota; Fungi; Basidiomycota; Ustilaginomycetes; Ustilaginales
Exons: 2
Coding region: 1-1275 (424 amino acids)
Source: RefSeq, a predicted model, not a curated record